This is a messenger RNA of Cyphellophora attinorum, 2508 nucleotides long. RefSeq lists its product as uncharacterized. Gene Ontology annotation, biological process: transmembrane transport. The transcript has 2 exons. The record is from RefSeq and is a predicted model, not a curated record. Gene Ontology annotation, molecular function: transmembrane transporter activity. Bases 1 to 2508 code for a protein of 835 amino acids. Lineage: Eukaryota; Fungi; Ascomycota; Eurotiomycetes; Chaetothyriales; Cyphellophoraceae.
AUGGCGUCGGACGGUCGCCAGGGGUCAUCAGCAUCGACACCGGACAAUGAUAAUGGGGGUGCUCGUUCCGCAAGACUCAAGUCGGCACUUCGUCCGCAAAGGGUCAAUUUCUCACUCGGAGGCGAAUCGCCACCAGAGGACGCCCCAGCAUCAACGACAGCGGCUGCCGCGGCGGAAAAGGCCAGACACAACGCCAACCAACUGUACAGCGAUUUGUCCAGGAGUGGCUCAUUGGAGGACCUCAGCAAUCCUUCUACUCGAGAAAGCGCGAUGCACGAUACUGCUCCUUUGAGGACCGACGGUAUGGACGAAUCUUCAUUAUCGAAAUUGUUACCUUGGACAUCCAGGAAGUACUCCAGGCGGUCGAAGAAGUCAGUAGCGGAACCAGAUUCACCACCGCUUCGUCCCCUCAACGACUAUCCCAUACGAUUGAACGACUUGCCGCUAUCAUCGUUCGACAAGCCUGAACGUCCGUAUGAUCUUGAUGAAGAUACCGAUGACAGUGAUGGCGAAGAUCUUAAGCCUUUGGAACGACAGCAGAAUGCUGAAUAUAUGGAGGAAGCAACCAGACUUGUGAGAACAAUGACCAGAGCCCGCCCGAAAAACUCGAACAGGGAUCCCAGAUCAGGCACCCGAACUCCAGCACUUGACAAACACGUUCACGACGUUGAUUACCUUCCACCACCUCAACAGUACAAGCCGAGUGUUCUCGGCGCGCUUCUCACAUCGCGGCUAAAUGAGCUCCAGCAGCACGGCCACAGACGGGGCGAUUUCUACAAUGACUACGUGGGCGACACCGCCUCUCCCUCUGGGUCAAGGACACCUGAACGUUCAUCGGCAGGGUCCUCCGGGAGGGUGACGCCUUCGCGGAAGCCAAAGUGGUAUGACAAGCCUGAACCAGGAAAUGCAACGGCAGCUUUGCUUGCUCAAGCUGGGGUGUCCUCCAUCGCUCCCAGCCUACCCGGCGCAAGCACACCAAAUUCGUCUCGUCGACCAGGCCUCCCCCGCAGUCGUUCAUCUGGCAUGAUAUCGUCGGCGGUAAACAUUAUCAAAAAUGGAGCAUCGAGUCUGCGGCCACCAGCCAGGGAGGCCUCUGAUCAUAUUGUGACGAUCAAUGCCGUUGCCGAUAUUCUCGCACGACGUCGAUACUUGACGAAGCUUUGCCGCGCAUUCAUGGAGUAUGGAGCACCGACCCAUCGCCUAGAAGAAUAUAUGAACUACUCAGCACGGGCUCUCUGCAUGAAUGCGCAAUUCCUGUACAUGCCGGGUGCGAUGAUUUGCACGUUCAUCGACGAAACGACAUAUUCCACAGAUCUAGAGAUGAUCAGAACCAACCAAGGCUUGGACUUUGGCCGUUUGAAGGACGCAUUCGACGUCUAUAAAAUGGUGAUUCACGACAAAACUCAACCAGCAGAGGCCAGCAGGCAACUGGACGAGAUAGCCAAUUCCACACGCCAACAUUCGACCUGGUUCAGGAUCUUCAUCUUCGGACUUGCUGCAGUGUGUGUCUCACCAUUUGCCUUCUCUGGCAGGCCAGUUGAUUUUGGACCAAUCUUCCUGAUGGGCGCAGUCACUGGCUUCCUACAACUGCAGAUCGUACCACGCUCGUCACAGUUCAGCCACGUGUUCGAGGUCUUCGCCGCCGUGUUGACAGCAUUCGUUGCUCGCGGGUUAGGCAGCAUUCGCCACAACAACCAGAGCGUCUUCUGCUUCUCGGCGCUGGCGCAGUCCUCCAUUGCUCUCAUCCUUCCCGGAUACAUCGUCUUGAACGCGGCUUUGGAGCUGCAGUCCAAAAACUUACUCAGCGGUUCGGUCAGAAUGGUUUACGCUAUAAUAUAUACACUGUUCUUGGGCUUUGGCCUUCUGAUCGGCACCGUCAUAUACGGACUCGUCGACAAAAACGCAACGACCGAUGUCACCUGCAAUGUACCAGUGUAUUGGAAUCCGACCCAUCUGAACGCCAAGCUGCUCUACACACGAUUCAUCUGGGUGCCGCUAUUCGCGUGUUGCUUGGCUAUCAUAAAUCAAGCGAAAUGGAAACAGUUGCCUAUGAUGGCCUUCGUCGCAACAGCUGGAUACCAGGCCAACUUCUGGGUUUCGACUCGACUUGCGUCGAACAUCCAGGUUGCAAACGCUAUUGGCGCCUUCGUCAUUGGCGCAAUCGCCAAUCUCUACAGUCGAAUGUUCCACGGAUUAGCUGCGGCGGCCAUGCUCCCGGCUAUCUUCGUGAUGGUGCCCUCCGGACUGGCUGCAUCAGGCACGCUCGUUGCGGGCAUAAAUAGCUCGGAACAGAUCACGAAUAAUGCAACCGGAAUCUCCAUCAUCAACAACGGGACGCAGGGCUUUCUUCAGGCACAGGAUGAUCCUAAUAGCGUGUACGGAGGAACCAUAUUCAAUGUAGGCUAUGGUAUGGUACAAGUGGCCAUUGGGAUAUCAGUGGGACUGUACCUGAGUGCCUUGAUCGUGUAUCCUUAUGGGAAACGGAAGAGUGGACUGUUCAGCUUCUAG